AUGCCCAACGGAAAUCUUUGCUCGCAAUGCGCGACAUUAAACAUAACACCAUCCGCUUUCACAUCAGAUCCAUAUCAAGAGAAUCGGGCUCACCAGUUAGGAUCUUACAAUGAUCUUCUGGGUAGAAAGACAUGUCCGCUAUGCAUGCUACUCGUUGAAGCUAGUGAAAACGGUCCGUACUCUAUCAUAUCACCGGAUCUUGGACCCUUACAUUUCACGGCCUUUUGGAGGAAUUCAGCAACACCGAACGAAGAUGGAGGUAGAGAUAGCAAAUUCGCUGUCCUGUCAGUCAGUAUCAAUGAGAAAAUGGAAGCGGGAGGUCUGCCGUUGACUUUGCGACCAAUCAAUUCUCUAGGGACAGAAUCUCUUCAUUGUGCAAAAUAUGUGAACAAUCCUUUCAUUGACUUUGAUUUGGUAAGAGGCUGGAUUAAAGGGUGCGAAGAUAACCAUAAGUGUGGAGAAGCUUUUGUCUCUCUGACCGGAGCCUAUCGUAUACCGGCCGAGUUCAACUGUAUUGAUGUGGUACAAAUGUGUAUUGUUCAACCACCAGAAAGGUGCCGAUAUCUAACAUUAAGCUAUGUUUGGGGAGCUGGCCAAAAGUUCUCUUUAUUAGAAGAUAAUUAUGAACGUCUAUCAACUCUUGGGGGACUCACUGAUUAUCUCGGCCAACUCAGUCAAACAAUACAAGAUGCAAUAGUAUUCACAAAACGACUACAGGAACGAUUUCUCUGGAUUGAUAGUUUGUGUAUAAUACAAGAUGGACUUGAGAAAAAGCAAAGAGCAUUGGAAGACAUGGGCUUAGUCUAUAGUCAAGCUCUGCUCAUGAUUUGUGCCGCCGAUGAUAGAUGCCCUAAGGAUGGCCUGCGUGGCGUUAAUCUAGCACGAAACACCCCGCAAUAUACUCGAGAAAUCAUGCCAGGCCUCUCACUCGCUGCCCAAUAUGCAUUCGAGCCAUAUCUCGAUAGCUCGAUUUACAAUAGUCGAGGGUGGACAUAUCAAGAAGAACAGUUCUCCUCGAGAAUGCUCGUUUUUAUCAAUGAUCAAAUAUACUUUCGCUGCACAAAAGUCGUGUGUUCUGAAGUCGUUGUCUCUGAUACAAGCAAGAACCAUGACCCAGAACUGAAAUAUCCAGACACGAAACGGAGAUUGAUCGGUCGAAAAGAAACCUCUCUCUCCAUGCUUUACUUUCGUGCCGUCGAAACGUACACGACUCGAAACCUUACCUAUCCUUCCGAUACCAUCAAUGCACUUUCAGGUGUAUUAAACACCCAAGGUAAUGCCAUGAAUUGUGAUAUAUUCCAUGGUUUACCAUCUGCAAUAUUUGACAUGGCACUACUCUGGCAACCAUGUGGAAAAAUGAUUAGACGGGAAGGAUUUCCUUCUUGGUCGUGGGCUGGAUGGCAAGGCCAGGUACGUUGGUAUGGUGAUACUAUGGAACUGACUUCAUACGGAUUAUAUGAGUCCUCGGAAGAUUUGGAACACAAGAAGAUAACAACAUGGUUGCGGAACCAAACCUGGAUUGAUUGGCAUCGAUGUAUCGACGAGAAACUUGUUACAGUUUGGUCUCCAAAAAGCCGGGCUGCAGAAGUAUUGCUAAACAAGAGCCAAUCUGAGGUAGCAGCAAAUGAAGUAGUCGGAUACUCUGCCUCUGUUGCAUCUCUGUCAAAUCUAUAUGGCCGGGAAAACAACAGUAAAGCCUCACUUCCUCCAGGUCGUCCAAUUAUCUCACCUCGAUCAUCUCCUUCAAUAUCAAGUACUCAAUACUUGUACUUCUCUACUAUUUCCGUUCAAUAUCGCAUCCGUCCCACAACAGAAUAUCUACGCUAUGGCUCCAUCGACCCCCCAUGGAACUCCACCCACCGUACAAUCUACCACCUCCUCAAUAAUUCUUAUCAAGUCUGCGGAUACAUUCUUCUACCCUCCACAUUUCAAUCUCUUUACCCCAAUCAAUUCCAUCCCCCACCAACUGUCUACGACGCAGAAUGGUACAAAGGUGGUAACGGAACCGAGCCCAUGUUCGAAUUUUUAUUGCUGAGUAAAGCAAAUUACUAUUGUGAAUGGGGGAGACCGCAUGAGGCGCAUCCUUAUCGGAAGAGUUGGGAAAUGGAAGAUUAUAUAGAGGUGCAUGUUAUGAUGGUCAAGACGAGAGACGAUGGGGUGAUGGAAAGGGUUGGUAUUGGAAGGUUGCAUGAGGAUGCAAUUAAGGAUGCAUUGAUGACCCUCGAGGUCUCACGGGGCCACACCAUUCGCGAUGAUGCUCAGAAAAGAAGAAUCAAAGUUCUUGAAAAUAUCAUCCUGCUAUGUCCGGAAUCUGUAUCAUCUGCAGGCGCUCAAUUCGUCCUGGAAAAGCAAAUGAGUAUCCGUAAAGUAGCGGUACUAGUCUACGUACUCGCACCACGCUUUCCUGAACAAUGUUGCAUGACAAUCUUCAAAGCAGUCAAGUAA
Messenger RNA from Sclerotinia borealis F-4128, 2445 nucleotides. NCBI's taxonomy places the organism in Eukaryota, Fungi, Ascomycota, Leotiomycetes, Helotiales, Sclerotiniaceae. The record is from the annotation of a GenBank genome assembly.